AUUUGAUGUUAACAACACCUAAAUAGUCGAAGAUAGAUCCGUAAAUGAUUUAUUUUUAAAUUGUGCGUAUUUCCUGAUGAGUUUAUAACAGACUGAUGGCUGCGGACUCAAAUGGGGAUAGGACUUUCCAAGGAGAUUUUCAAAUGCGUAAUGGGCAAAAGAAAGGAUGGAUGCUUUUCAGGAGAAACGCCCAACAAAAAACAGAGGCAUGACCUUGAAGAAGAGUCUGACGAUGAAACCACAGAUGCAGGAGGAGUUAAUCAUUUCCAUUCUAAGAAUGGCCUUUCCUAUGUUUCAAAUGUGGGAGAAUUUGGAAUAAUUGAAAGUAUCUCCUUGAGGAACUUCAUGUGCCAUUCUCUACUUGGGCCAUUUAAGUUUGGACCCAAUGUCAAUUUUAUUGUUGGAAAUAAUGGAAGUGGCAAAAGUGCAGUGCUGACUGCUCUUAUUGUUGGACUUGGUGGGAAAGCAACAAUAACUAAUAGAGGCUCCUCUAUAAAAGGAUUUGUUAAAGAUGGCCAGUCGUGGGAAUUAAAUUUUAGCUGGUUGUCGAUCUGGACCCCGAGUAGUUUGGUGUCUGACACUAUUUCGAGAGGGCACAUAGUUUCUUCCAAGAAAGAAGAACUUAUUUCAGUUCUAGACCACUUUAAUAUUCAGGUGGAUAACCCAGUAACAAUUUUAACUCAGGAAAUGAGCAAGCACUUCUUGCAGUCAAAAAGUGAAGCUGACAAAUACAAGUUUUUUAUGAAAGCAACUCAGUUGGAACAGAUGAAAGAAGAUCUGAAUUACAUCAUGGAGACUUAUUCAGUGACGACUGCAACUGUAACCCAGCAGGAAGAAUGCUUGGUUGAACUUAAACGCAAGGUCAAGGAAAAAGAGGAGCGGUAUAAAAGUAUUUCAUCUUUGGAAGACAUGAAAAAGAAACUAGACGAACUAAAAAAUGUGAUGGCUUGGGCGCUGGUUAAUGAACUAGAUAAGCAGAUCCAGCCACUUCGUGAUCAGUUAAAAGCUGAAAGUCUUCGAACAGUCAAGUAUGAUCAGAGAGUGGAAGAAUGUCAGGCUAGAGUGAAGGAAGCAGAAGAGAAGUACAAAACUAUUCAAGAAGAAUUGGUUAAAAUAACUGAGGAGGCCAAUCGAUUGCACCCUGAAUGUACUACUUUAAAAGCAGAUGUGCAAGUGAAGAGCAAAGCACGCAAUGAAGCUGAGGGUUCUUACUGCCGUUUUCGCUCUGAAUUUAAACGUCUUGAAAAAGACCGUGCGCAACUAAAGAAGAAAAUUGAAGAGCUGAAAAACAGUGCAAAUCAAAUCUCAGAAGCAGAACGUUUGGAAAGACUAGAAAGGAUUGCUAAACUACAAGAUGAUUUCAAGACUUUAAAAGACCAAGAAGUUACUACUUGCCAGCAGUUGGACCAGUUCCAACAGGCCAUUUACAAGUAUAAGGAUGAGCAGAAUAGACUCAGGAAAGAAGAAAAUGAUGUGCGAAGAAGUGUAGAUACCUUGAAUAGACAGAUGAGGGAUCUGAUUGGAAGUAAAACAAAUAAAUUAAAACGAUUUGGACAGUUCAUACCUGAUCUGCUUGAUGCAAUUGAAGAGGCUCACAGGCAAGGACGCUUCCGAAGAAAACCUCUUGGCCCUUUAGGUGCUUGUAUACGUCUUAAAGAUCCAGAACUUGCAUUGGCUGUGGAAAGCUGUUUAAAAGGCCUUUUGCUUGCAUUUUGUUGUGAUAAUUAUAAAGAUGAAAAAGUGUUACAGUCACUGAUGUCAAAGUUUUGCAAGACUAGUAGACCUCAAAUUAUUGUUUCGGAAUUUACAAACUCUGUUUAUGAUGUCCGAGCCAGAGCUGUAAAUCAUCCACAUUUUCCUUCAGUCCUUACUGCCUUAGAAGUUGAUGACCCAGUAGUUGCAAACUGUUUAAUAGACAUGAGAGGCAUUGAAUCGGUUUUACUGAUAAAGAACAAAAAGGUAGCACGACAAGUUAUGCAGCAGCAACAGCCACCUAAAAACUGCAGGGAGGCUUUCACUGGUGAAGGUGACCAAGUGUUCAGCAACCGUUUCUACUCUUCUGAAUUCAGCAGAGCUAAGUACUUAAGUGGGGAUGUGGACACAGAAAUCAGUCUUUUAGAGAAAGAAAUAGAAAACAAGAAUGCUCACCUUGCAACAUUCCAACAUCGGCUCCAGUCAAUAGGAGAUGACAUAAAACAAAAUGAAGACUUUUGUAGAAGACACCAUCAGAAACGAAAACAACUGCAGGAUCGAUUGCGAAAAAUGCAGUUAGAAUUAAAUGAGCUUGAGAAUGUGGAAGAACCUCAGUCUGUGGAUAUAUCUGCACUUGAAGAAGAGGCCCAGGACAUUAUGAAUAAGAUGCAUACGGUUGAGAAUGAUGUAGAAGUUGCAAGAAAAACUCUUGAAGAACGCAAAUCCUUGUUGGCAGAGGCUGAGCAAAAGUAUAGAGACAUCAAGGAAAAGAUCAAUUCUAUUGCAGAGGAAGCUGACCCCAUAAAGGAAAAGCUGAGCAAAGUUGUUACUGAUGUUGAUAAAUCUAAGCAUGACAAAAAGCAUUAUGAAGACAAGCGCAAAGAACAUGUGAAGAGCAUUAAAACUAUGGAAACAGAACUGGCAUCUAAGGAUAAGGAAUUGGAGGAGAAGAUUUCAUUGGCUAAACAGAUCUACCCAGAAAGGCUACAAGUUAAUAAAUCAGCCAGAAGUCUUGAUUUGGAGAUUAAUCGUCUGAGAGAAAAGAUCAGUACAGAACAGCAUCGCCAUGGAAACAGAGAAGAGAUUAUAAGGGAAUACAAAGAUGCAGUUGAAACAUAUACAAAAACAUCAAGUCACAUGAAGAAUUUGAAGAAGUUUAUUAAAUUGCUUGAGAGCACAAUAGGUGGGAGACAGAAAGCCUAUAAACUGCUCAGAAGGUACCUUACUUUACGAUGCAAAAUUUUCUUUGAUUCUUUGCUGUCGCAGAGAGGUUGCUCUGGAAAAAUGAACUUUGAUCACGUAGCUGAAACACUUACUAUCUCAGUUCAGCCUGGAGAGGGAGACAAGGCAGCAUUGAGUGACAUGAGAUCUCUGUCUGGAGGUGAACGCUCUUUCUCUACUGUCUGCUUCAUCCUGGCCCUUUGGGGUAUUUCUGAUUCUCCAUUUCGAUGUCUAGAUGAAUUUGACGUCUACAUGGACAUGGUCAAUCGAAGAAUUUCUAUGGACAUGAUGCUGAGAGUGGCAGAGUCACAGCGAUACCGUCAGUUUAUUCUUCUUACACCACAGAGUAUGAGUUCUCUACCUGCAAGUCCAAUUAUUAGAAUCCUGAGAAUGCGUGACCCCGAAAGAGGGCAAACUACAUUGCCUUUUGGAAAUAGUAAUGAAGCAGAUGAUGAAGAUGAAAGCUAAACUAUUUGAUGUUCAUUAAACUGUAGGCUUUGUAUGUCCAGCUAUUUUCCAAAUAAUAAAGAAUAUUUAUUUUCAUAGCUAAAUGUUUAAUACUUUGCACGUGACAAGAUUCUUUAUAUAUAUAUAUGUGUAUGUAUAUCUGUCUAUAGUGCAGGGGAAGAAGACUGCAUUUUUAUAACUAAUGUAUAGAUACAAAGGCCAAGCUGUGCCCACACUUUUUACUUUUUUAAUGGCUGUUUUCUUAUUUUAAUGCUUUUUACAUAAAAAUAGGUUAAUUUAAACUUUUUGCAAAUAAGGCUUAAACAUGUCAUUUUGUGACAUUGAAUUUUAGAAGCCAUUGUUAAAAAAUAUACAGUAUUGUUCUUAAGUAAUUAUUAAACCUUGUCUAAAAAGUGUCUUUCAUUUGCUGUUCUGUUUGUUUCACAUCUGCAGUAUCUUUUAUUGCAGAUUGGAAGUGUUAAACAUGCAAAAAUCCAUCUUAUCCAGUGGAGCUAAUGAUUUCUGAGAGAUGUUAUGUCAGCUAAGGAUAAUAAAAUAAGAAUGGUUACCAGUGGCUAAUUGUAAGCCCCAACCUCCCCUACAUCCACCCCCCAAAACAAAUCUGCUAAACCAAUCAGUACAAAAGGUAUUUUUUUCUAAUCUUUCAGCCUGUUUUAUGGGUGUUUUCAUGACAAAUGGGUCAAAAAAAUCAACAGUCCUGAGCUAUAUAACCUUACUGUUUUUGUGUGAUUGAAGUCAUUAACAAGAAAUAAAAUUAAAAAACAGCCACAGCCAUGUACGUGCACAUGCAGUGAAAUAAGCAGCAAAACUUGCUUCAUAUGUAUAAAUAUGCUUUUGUGUGUGUUUGCAUAUUUUAAUAAUAAGUUUUAAUAAAAGUUUUCGUUAAGA
Messenger RNA from Protopterus annectens (West African lungfish), 4269 nucleotides. It is a transcript of the gene SMC6, whose product is annotated as structural maintenance of chromosomes 6. Gene Ontology annotation, biological process: double-strand break repair via homologous recombination. Gene Ontology annotation, molecular function: ATP hydrolysis activity; damaged DNA binding; single-stranded DNA binding. The coding region runs from base 112 to 3381 and encodes 1089 amino acids. Lineage: Eukaryota; Metazoa; Chordata; Ceratodontiformes; Protopteridae. The record is from RefSeq and is a predicted model, not a curated record. Gene Ontology annotation, cellular component: site of double-strand break; nucleus; Smc5-Smc6 complex. The transcript has 27 exons.